Peromyscus eremicus (cactus mouse) is the source of this 4328-nucleotide messenger RNA. It is a transcript of the gene Rab14, whose product is annotated as RAB14, member RAS oncogene family. Gene Ontology annotation, cellular component: phagocytic vesicle; trans-Golgi network; recycling endosome. Gene Ontology annotation, biological process: phagosome maturation; defense response to bacterium; Golgi to endosome transport. The coding region runs from base 1644 to 2291 and encodes 215 amino acids. The record is from RefSeq and is a predicted model, not a curated record. Lineage: Eukaryota; Metazoa; Chordata; Mammalia; Rodentia; Cricetidae. Gene Ontology annotation, molecular function: GTP binding; GTPase activity. The transcript has 8 exons.
UUAUUGUUAAAACCUUUUGUAGUGGUUUGUGCUUAGUAGAUACUAGGUGUUUUCAUAUUGUUGGUGUUGGAAUCACAAAAGUAGUCUUGUCUCCAGUAACAAAAUGCAUAAAUAAAAACCUAAAACUAGAGAGUGAUAGUAAAGAUUUUAGAUCACCAGCAUAUUUAGUGGGCUGCUUUUCCCCUGCUGUAGAAUUAGUUGUGUAAAGAUUGUGUAGUGACCUGAAGGAUAGACUACAAUAGCUAUAGAACAGUGAAUGACAGUGUAUAAACAAACACAUAAGGAGUUCAAAUAGAAGCCCGACAAAUGCCCUUUAUUAUUGGGUGCUUUGUUUUUUUACUCUGAGGUCUAUACCAGCACCUUUAAAACUAGUCAUUUGGGGCCGAAGAGAGACAUCUCAGUAGAUAAAAGCACUUGCUGCUCUUGCAGAUGAGCCAAGUUCCAGUCCCAGCACCCACAUGGUGGCUCACAACCAUCCAUAACUCCAUUUUUAAGGAAUCUGACACCCCUCUUGAUCUCUGUGCCCACCAGACAUUCGGGUGGUCACAUACUAUACAUGCAGACAAAAUGUUCAUAUUCAUAGAAUAAAUUUUUAAAAAAUUAGUCAUUUAUAUAACUUGGGAAGGGAUCUGAUUUUGUUUGGCACAACAGUGACUAACAUGUAAUACAUGUUUGGUAACCAUUUAGCUAUAAAUGUAUUGACUCGGGAAUAUAUAUGAUUUCAUUAAGUGAAAAGAACAUGCUGCAUGUUUGUUUUUUGUUUGUCCAGACAGGUAGUUGCCACCACCAUCCAACUAUGUUGCAUGUUUUAAUGCAUUGGUAUAUUUCAUCUGGAUGUUUUUUUGUUUCGUUUUUAUUUUCUCAAGACAAGGUUUCUCUAUAGUCCUGGCUGUCCUGGAACUCACUAUGUAGACCAGGCUGGCCUCAAACUCAGAGAUCCACCUGCCUUUGCCUCCUGAGUACUGGGAUUAAAGGUGUGUGCCACCACUGCCUGGCAGUAUAUUCCAUUUUCAAAUAAAGCUUUCAUAUCUCCUUAAUAUAGUUAUGUUUUAUAUUGAGAUAAAAUUGAGAAAUCCUUUGUUAAUGCAACAUUAAGCAUGCUUAAUAUUUAAAAGUGGCUACUUGAAUAUGUAAGUGCAACAAUUACCAGUGCUUAUGGGGCAUUUUGUGAAGAUUUCUUUUGAUAGCCAGGGACAGUUAUGUGUCCACUUUUGCACAUCUUCAAUACAUUAGUAGAGAACAUCAUGCUCUUUGGAGUCAUACCUCUGGGCUCAAGUUCUUGGUCUGCUAUUUACUAACUUUAGAACAUUGGCCAAAGUAGUGAAUUUCUCCAAAUCUCAAGUUCUUCAAUUUCUGCAAGAAAAUAAUAGCUUUACAGAGUUGUGGGAAUUAAGAAUUAGUAUAUGGAAAUGUAACAGAUCAUUUUAUGAUUUAUUCUGAAGUCUUCCUUCUCAGUGUUAACAGUAGAUAAAUAAUAAAUCAAUAUUACUAAUUAUCUGUAGUUGUAGUUUCUUAAAUCUGUGCAUACUCCAAAUGUACUUAUUUAAUACUUCUUAUUCAGAGUGUUACAUUACAAGCAAAGGAAUGAAGGUACCUUAAAGCAUCGUGCUUCCUAGUACAUAAUCACCUGGAGGAGUGCCACCAUGGCAACUGCACCAUACAACUACUCUUACAUCUUUAAGUAUAUUAUUAUUGGGGAUAUGGGAGUAGGAAAGUCUUGCUUGCUUCAUCAAUUUACAGAAAAAAAAUUUAUGGCUGACUGUCCUCACACAAUUGGUGUUGAAUUUGGUACAAGAAUAAUUGAAGUUAGUGGCCAAAAAAUCAAACUGCAGAUUUGGGAUACAGCAGGACAGGAACGGUUCAGAGCUGUUACACGGAGCUACUACAGAGGAGCUGCGGGCGCACUUAUGGUGUAUGAUAUCACCAGAAGAAGUACAUAUAACCACUUAAGCAGCUGGUUGACAGAUGCAAGGAAUCUCACCAAUCCAAACACUGUAAUAAUUCUCAUAGGAAAUAAAGCAGAUUUGGAAGCACAGAGAGAUGUUACCUAUGAAGAAGCCAAACAGUUUGCCGAAGAAAAUGGCUUAUUGUUCCUUGAAGCAAGUGCAAAAACGGGAGAGAAUGUAGAAGAUGCUUUUCUUGAGGCUGCCAAGAAAAUCUAUCAGAACAUUCAGGACGGAAGCCUGGAUCUGAAUGCUGCCGAGUCUGGUGUACAACACAAACCCUCAGCCCCGCAGGGAGGACGGCUAACCAGUGAACCCCAGCCCCAGAGAGAAGGCUGUGGCUGCUAGUGACCUCUUUGCUCUGGCCCUUCAUUGACCUUUCACAUCUGUCUGUUGGAAGCAGUACUUUUUACUGCCUCCUUGUCUUCUGUACAUCUUACUGGGUUUAAUUGAAAAAAGAAAAAACAACUCUUGUAAAAAACAGUUUAACAAUACUAAACUGCUAAACAACUAGAUGUAAUCAGGUUAUCAAAGGCAAGUAGAGUAAUAAUCUCUCCUGCAUGGUAAAUCUAGACUUCCCCCUUUGAUUGUCCUUGUGAUAGGUUUGUUACCAAUAUAGGAUUUCAACUGAGCACUGACGCGGACUCGAUUUUUACCUUCCCCUCUGGCGAGGCUUUGUCUCACUCACUGUACGGUUUAAAUUUGAUCUCUUCAGCCUUCUCCCUCGCAUCUUUAAACUGUUCAAGUAUGUCUGUUGUAGCCAGAAAGUUCAUUGCUGUGAAAUGACUUCCAGUGGUAAAGAAAAGGGGGUCUGCAACUGCUUUUGUUUUUUGUUGGAUAAAUUCCCUGUUGUAGGGGUGGCAUUUUUCUGGAUGAGGUUUGCUUCUGUCUUAGCCUUGCACAGGGAAAAAAAAUACCCAUUUAUCUUUUCUUGUGCUUAAUUAAUAGCUUUAUCUUUUUUUUCACAUCAUUUUAUCCUUUUCUCUUUAACAGAAAGUAAAUAUGUAUAAAAUUUGAAGGAACCUAAACUAACAAUACCUUCUGUGUAUAUUAUUUUAAUGAAGAAAAUAAAUUGAUUACUGGCAUUGGAACAGUAUAAAAUACCAGUUUGUACAGUGUGAUCUAUAUGUGACCAUGUUACUCUCUUCCAUUUCACACGAGGAAAUAGACACAACUGCAGUUUCACAAGUAAUACUGGCUCCACUCCUUGGUGCUGGCAGUGUGUGGGGACAGACAUAAUGCUGAAAGGAGCUCCUGGCAUCAGCGGAAACACUAGUGGAUUCUAUUCCAUCUUUGCACUGUGGCUUACCUGCCAAUUUUCUUAACUGUUCUUGUGUAAUCAACAAUGUGCUAACCUGCUUUUCUUUUUGUAAACAUUUUGUGUUACAGGCUGCAUUCUUGCCUUACUGUAUAGAAAAAGGAAGAAGGCUGGGUCUAAUAUUGCACAUUUUAAGCUUUUAUACCUUUAUCUUGGAAUGGUCAACUUCUGGACCAGAUAGCCAGAACCACAGGUCUGCUGUUAAGGGAUUUUAAAUUGUGCAUUUUUAACACUAUGGUGAAAUAAUUUAAUACAAUCCCUUGUGUUCAUAGGAUGAGGGGCUAUUUUAUGUCUUGUUGGUGGAAACUGUUUAGUAAGAGGGAAUGCUGACAUGAAGUAAGUUAGUGCUCUGCACUGGGUGGUCUGGCCACAAAAAGAACACCUUGCAAGAGAAACCAACCUUUAGACGGCAUCUGCUUUACUCAGUUCUUCACUCUUGGUUGGUUUCUAGCAGAGUUGAAAGUGGCUGGGAAUCAAGAGGUCAUUGGAAGUGCAGGCAGGGAAGCCCAAGCAAGUCACAUAAAAUGCUCUCAGCUCAAUGCUGUGUUUAACAUUCACAUUUUAAAUCCCUUUACCAGACACUAAUGUAAAGUACAUCUUCUGGACUAUAAACAUGUGAUAGUUCCAGAGUUUUGUAUAGUCGAUGUUAAAUAAAAGCCAAAACUGGAAUGUGCAGAAAAUAGGGUUCGGUUUCUUUGUGGAUUCACCUUUUGUCUUUGUUUAACUUCAAGGAUUCCUGGAGUUGAUUGGUAUAUUCUUUAAAGACUUAGAGCAAUCCAUUUGCUUAAACUGUUGUAUCACAAGGGAUUUGCCCAGGGACCAUGACCUGCUGGUGUGUGUAUAUAUCUACAAAAACAAAACAAAUCACCCAUCGGGAUAGAAAGUGGUAGCAAUCACAAACUAAAGACCUUGGCUUCUUUAGGUACAAUGCCCUGACUCUCAGUUACAGUGGGUCUUGAUUGUUUCUGUGACAGAAGGAUUUAUUCAGACUGCUGUACUCUUCAUUUGAUGUAACAAAAUGCUAUUAUCUAAAUAUUUGUAAAUAAAGUACCUGUAUCUAGAUUAAA